This is a messenger RNA of Chanos chanos (milkfish), 1761 nucleotides long. It is a transcript of the gene hexd, whose product is annotated as hexosaminidase d. NCBI's taxonomy places the organism in Eukaryota, Metazoa, Chordata, Actinopteri, Gonorynchiformes, Chanidae. The transcript has 12 exons. Gene Ontology annotation, molecular function: hexosaminidase activity. The record is from RefSeq and is a predicted model, not a curated record. Gene Ontology annotation, biological process: carbohydrate metabolic process. The coding region runs from base 151 to 1677 and encodes 508 amino acids.
GUCUUUGACUUUAAAAACAUUAGGGGUUACGACAGCAGUACAUGCACUUCUUCUGGGGAUUGGAUGCUGAUGAAAUACCUCGCUAAAUAAAGACAUUAUCUCCUGCAGGAGGUUGCUGGAAACAGCCUUUAGAGUUCAUUUUGUAGAUGUAUGACUGCUGUAGCAUAUAACGUUAGGAGAGCAAGUUAUACGUGUAGCGAGUACAAAUACCGCACGUGCACGCUGGUUAUGGACGGAACCCCAUUGACCACAGGAAAAAAGUUUGUCCAUUUGGAUCUAAAGGGGGCGCCUCCCAGAAUUGAUUACCUGCGAAAGCUGAUAGAACUGUUUGCUGACCUCGGUGCAAAUGGUUUACUCGUUGAGUAUGAAGACAUGUUUCCUUAUGAGGGAGAGCUGGAGAUUCUUCGGGCAGAAGCCCAUCCGCCAUACAGUCGUGAGGAGAUUGUGUCGAUUCAGGAUGUUGCCAAAGCCAGAGAAUUGGAGAUUGUACCCUUGGUUCAGACUUUUGGGCACUUAGAGUUUGUCCUGAAACAUGAGGCGUUCAGGGAUCUGCGUGAGACACCACACUGCAUUGGUACCUUAAACCCGCAUAAAGAGCGUGGAGUAAAGAUGGUGCAGGAGAUGGUGCGUCAAGUGAUGGAGCUGCACCCUAACAGCACCAGUCUGCACAUAGGAGCUGAUGAGGUGUACCUGCUUGGCCAAGGGGAGGAGUCAAGGCAAUGGCUGAGUGAGCGGAGUCACAGUGUCGACCAGCUGUUCCUCGGUCAUGUGGUCAAGGUCGCCAGGGGAAUUCGUGAGAGUUUCCCUGUCCUCGGGCUCAUUAUGUGGGAUGACAUGCUGAGGGGCAUGAGCUCAGACACGAUAAAAGAGAGUGGUCUUGUUGGUCUGGUGCAGCCUAUGGUGUGGAACUACAGCCCUGCUUUGGAUGUCGCCAGCACAGUUGCGCUGAUGGAGAAAUACAGCACAGCAGGCCUGUGCCAGCAGUGGGUGGCUAGUUCAUUCAAAGGCUCCACCACUGUGCACAGCUGUGUGACCCCUACCCUCCGGCAUGUGGAGAACCACCUGCAGUGGCUGAAGGUGGCGUCUGCCCUGUCAGAGACCAUAGCAUUACAGGGAAUUGCCCUCACCGGGUGGCAAAGAUAUGACCACUUGUCUGUGCUGUGUGAGUUAAUUCCUCUCGGCCUAGCAUCCCUGGCCUCCUGUCUGCAGACUCUUGAACAUGGUUCCUUUUCUGAAGCAGCUCAAUGCAAGGUCACUGACGUGCUCGGGAUUCCCUCUGUGGAAAUAGAGGACAUACAGAGGCCAUCUCCUGGCAGCUCCUCUUUGUUCCCUGGGGGGAGGCUGGCAGAGCUAGUGGUUGAGCUGGUUUCACUGCUGAACUGUGAGGACCUCAGACAUUGUCAGACCAAUAUGUUUGUGAGGGGCUGGUUCUCUCCCUACCACAGAGAGAGGAGCAUUAUAAAUCCUCUUAUUGCACAACAAAUCCAAACAGAAUUAACAAUGGUACUUAAUGUUUUGGAGUUGAAGGUGCAGGAGGUGAAAGAUGAGAUGCGCCUGCUGUACCCAGACUCAACAGCUGAGGAGUGGGUAGAGGAGCACGUCCAUCCCGUGUUGACCCCCCUGAGGACCACGUUGCAUGACAUCCGUCUGGCUCUGGAGAAUAUGGGCCAUUUAUAAGGACCACAUCAUCACUCAGAGUGGGCGUUGAGGAAGCAUGUGGAGCUGAAACACAUCCAGAGAAAAAUGAAGGGAAAAGAUGAA